Messenger RNA from Ictidomys tridecemlineatus (thirteen-lined ground squirrel), 1499 nucleotides. NCBI's taxonomy places the organism in Eukaryota, Metazoa, Chordata, Mammalia, Rodentia, Sciuridae. The record is from RefSeq and is a predicted model, not a curated record.
CUAAGUUCCUGAGGCUGGCUUUGAGCUUGAAAUCCUCCUGCCUCAGCCUCCUGAGCCACUGGGAUAACAGGCAUGUGCUACCAUACCUGUGAACUAAAGUUUAAAGCUGAGAAAAUUCAUAUGAAUAUAGAGAUCUGGAGAGAUGACUGGGGAGCCCUGGAAGUCAGGAUCAGAAGUUGGACCCCAUUCUGGCUGGACAAAACAAGGACGAUGCCCAUUCUCUCUAGGGCUGGGAAAGGAAAUGCCCUCUGGUAGCAUCAGCCUGUGUGGGGUGUCCCUGGGGGACAAUGGGAGGAAGUCUUACUUUAUACCUUCCCACCAGUCUGGUUUCUUAUAAGCUGACAUUCUUUCUCUGGUGGCCUCAGCAAGAUGGGCCUACAGUGGACCUCUCUUUCCUUAUUCUCCUCCUAUUUAGGGUCCUGCCUGAGUACCCAUAACCACCCCAGCUUCCCAGGUAGGGUUUUAGUGUGCUUUCUCCAUCAACCCUCCUCUUAUUUCCUGCCUUCCCCAAAGAGAGAGGUUAGAGUUUGACCAUUGGGGCUCUGCAUACUAAUUUAUGCAAAUAAGAUAGAAAUAGUGCAAAACCUUACCCGCUAAAGAAGCAAGUGCCCUGACAGCUAGAAUCUGGGAGGUGGAAAAAGAACUGCAGAGAGAUCUGGGAGAAACAUGUCCAAACUGUGCCCACGGACCCUGUGUCUCCCUGAAGAACCCAGGGAACUGAAAGCCAGCAAAGUUUGUCCUGGAACCCCAGGAAGUACUGGGGAGAAAGGAGCUCCAGGUCCCCAAGGUGAGAUGUGUUGGGGAGCUGGCAGGGCCCUUUGGUUAACCUGGCAGCCAGGGUACAGGUGUGAGGAUGUAGCAGUUGCAGUUUGUGGCAGCCUGGACCUCAGCAAGAUGGACCCCAAGGGUGAACCUGUGUUUCCAAGGUGACAGGAUGGUUCUGUGGAUUUAUUUCAUUUGUGGUCAUCCUACAAAGCAGGUUUUGGGAGCUAGGAGUCUGAGUUCUGGCUGGGGAAUGAGAACUUACACCAGCUCACCCUUCAGGGGGAGUUCCCAGCAAGGUCAAAGGGCUCUAAGGGUACGGUCUUCCAUCCCUCCCAAGUCCACACCUGUUGCUUGAGACUUUCUCAGGAUAAUAUCCCUAAGGGUGCCAGGCAUGGGGUGGAUCCCUACGGUGCCCUCCAGGAAGGGACUGCAGGAAGGGACUCCUUGAGCUUCCACAGUUGGAAGCCUUUUACCACUGACACCCACCAUGACUCAAAUGGGAACAGCUGCUCAGAGGUUGUCCCUGGUGCCUGGUGGUAUGAAUCCUGUUAUCAAUCCAAUCUCAACAGUCACUAUGCAGUGUCUGAGGCCACUGCCCACAAGCAUGGCAUCAAUUGGGCCUCUGUUGUGGGUCACCCCUACCACAGGGUUCCAAUGUUGCUCCACUAGGGUGCCCUGCAGUGCCCUUAUCUCUCCUGAACAGCUUCCGGACCCUCAACCACCUCCCCACUACA